AUAUGACAUUACGGUGGUGAAAUAGCGAUUUAAUGUUAAUCUAGUGUUAGGUACCGAUCAGUGAAGAUUUGAGGGUUGAAGUUCACACGUUAAUUGUCAGAUGUGGCCUUACAGGUUGUGACGACACGUGAUCUUGUAUGUGGUUGCCAUCGUUUUGGAGGAAUGUAUCACCUCUAACUUCUACUCGGAACAUGGACGUGAUAUGUUCCUUUGAAACAUUGACAACCACCCACAAGACUGCACUUCAUAAAUCCGAGGACCACAAUCGAGAUUACACUAAUCGUGCUUUGGUUUAUUGAAUGUCUUUGGUUUUUGUAACAAACACCAUGGAGUAAAGUUCUUGAUAUCUAAGCUGUACAGAAAGGAUGAGAGGGGAAAUUCUUAUCAGUGACUGGUACACCCACUGACAAAACAUGUUAUUGUGUCUAAAAUUCCGGUAGUUUUAUAAUGAAAUGAAAAACUAAAAAUACACACUUGCCAGCAAAAAAACAGUUUCUUUUACUCUGUACCUGAAACACCAACAUUUGCAACAUGAUGUACUUCUCAGCCAGAAAUCCCUUUUAUUGCCGGAAUCAGUAUCAGGAUCUUCCCUGACCUACUUGAUUACAAUUUGUUUUAUUUCCUUCUCCAAAUGAUGAUCCCUUGUCCAAUAAUCAUUUUAGAUUUUUCCCCCAUGUUGAAUUGCUCUUUUCCAGUUUUCCACAUUUGUAUUUUUGAUAGCUUGUACCAUAAUGUUUUGAAUAUCAGUUGUACUUUGUCUAAUUUUUUUUUGAGUUAUUUUGGUUGUUAGAAAACACAAUUGCAUUUAGGGGUUUCAUAACCGUGUUCUUGAGAAAUGGAAAGUAUGACAAAGAUCAGUAUCAUGGCUGGUGAUGGUGAACAAAAUAGUGACCAAUGUGUACUGAAAACUAUUGUGGGUCAUCUGACAGCUUUCAGUCAUGUGUUUAGAUCAGACCCAAAAGUUGCAUUUAUGGAGUUCAUGUAUGCUAACAAGCAAGUAUGCCAUGUGGCUUUAAGGCAGGAUCUUGCUACCUACAAGAAUGUGGCAAUGGGAAAGUUGUAUCAGGUCACACAUCUUCAUCCAAGAAGGAUGCUGUACAGAGAUGGUGAAGCUGUCCGACUUUUGGAAGCAACGCGUGAAACGAGUUUCAUACUUUCAGCUGAUAAUGAAGAAAUGGUAUUAGAGCCUAGUUUAAACACAUGUAAUUAUGAGGGUAAAGUUGUUGAACCAUGUUCUUCACUGGGAAUUUACCGACUCCAUGACAACAAUCGACUUUGUCUCGGUUUCCUGUUGACAUUUGCUGAUGUUCCUCUUCCAAGUGUUGGCCAGACUGUAUCUGUGUACAAUUGCCAUUUGUGGAGAAAUAAAUCUAAUGACAGAUAUGAUGUUGUUCUCUGUGGGAGAAGCAGUAUUGUUUUACAUGGUGAGAGCGACAAGACACUGAACAGUGAAACAAGUAAUUUUAUAAACAUAAACUUGAACUGCUCCUAUCUGAAUCUCUUAUGGGUAGAGAAGCAGCUGGGACACUUUGAAGAAAAGUUCAGUGAUCCUUUCCUCACUGAAAAUGGCAUAGUGUGCAAAUCAGCACGUGAAUUACAAGAAGGUAUGCUGAUAAAAACAGUGGAUGUUUAUUAUCCAGUUAAGAAAGAGGACAUCAAAGAGAGAUAUAUUACUAGAGAAUUUCUAUUUUCUCCACACCAAUGCAUUUUUUCCAAACCACUUUCUUUCACUGGAGCGUACUUAACAUUUCAUGACUUGUGGAGACAGGCAACUAGUAGAUAUAAUCUAGUGUCAUCAAAGGUCUGGAACUACCAUCUUUUCCAUUAUACAGAUGGACUUGUUGGUUUGUUGUCAACAAACCUCAUCAGUGGCUGUUGGACACUCAGUGAUGCAACAAAAGGUUUCCUUUGUGUAGUUACUGGUGAUAUGGAGAACUUGAUGAUGCUUCAUGGUGCUGUAGUGCUUCUGAUUAAAUGUACUAUUGUGACAGAAGUAUUUAAGGAUACAAACUUUGUGUAUAUUUACUUUACUGCGACAGAUGCACGAAUUAUACAUACUUUUGAUUCCAGGGCUGGAAAUGAUUGCAGGUUAAUGAAGAAGAAGAAGAGGAAGGAUAGUGUCAUGACAUGUCAUUCUGACGGGUAUGUAAAUGACAGUGAAAAAGCCUCAACUUCUGAUAUAAUUCAUGCAAGAGAAGGGACCAAGAAUAAACAGAGGUCAGGACAAUUUGAUGUAGAAAAUAUUGUGGGAUACAAUUUAGUGACUAAGGAAACAGUAGUGCCAUCUAAGUACACAUGGUUGAUUGUGGUGCAUCAUAAGACAGCAGCAGUAAAACCCUCUCAGUGUGCACUUCCAAUGUGCUGUCUGCUUGUCAGUUUGAUUGGAAGGAUUCAUGAGGUAAGUUCUUUGUCCUUUUUUUAAUAUAAUUACAUUGAAUAUAAAUGCUUUACUGUCAUGCAUUAUUGAAAACAGUUUAUCAUACACACAGACAUCUUUAUUACAUUCAGUGAAUCCAAUUAGCCAGAUGGUAAUAGGAUAUGGGAUAAGUCAUAAUAAUACAGUAUAUAUAUGCAGGUAAAUUCAUGCUGUUAAAAAGAUUUCACAUAAUAUAAGCAAAGAAUUCAAAUAAAGUAGUCAUACAUUCCAAAUAAAUCCACCCAUUACACACAGUAGGUAAAUUAUACUACCCAUUUAUAUAGAGAAUACAACCUUGAACAUUAUGACUUAUUUGGAAACAUUCUGAUUUCAUCAACAGAGAAAAAGGAGUGUGUGAUUCAAGUAUCUUAUUGCUAUUUAAAAUCAAACUGAAAAAUUUCUAUGAAUGUGUGGAUGCAACUGCUUUGUUA
Zootermopsis nevadensis is the source of this 2847-nucleotide messenger RNA. Lineage: Eukaryota; Metazoa; Arthropoda; Insecta; Blattodea; Termopsidae. The record is from RefSeq and is a predicted model, not a curated record.